GGAAAAGACGUAUUUAUAUCGACUGUAGUUUACACGUAUGACGCUAGCUAGGAGGAGGGUACGAUGUAAGCGCUAACAGAGGUCUUGGUGUGUGUAUGUGACGCCAUAUCAAAGCUAUAAGUGACAAAAAUAGGCAUUUUAUUAUUCUAUCAAACGCAGGAACGACCGUAAAAUUAAACUUUAAACUCUCGAUAAUGGAACGUCGCCCUCCAGAGGGCAGUGGUGGUACCAGUGGUGGGUAGAUUAGACAAACAAUUUACUCAAGUAAGACAACUGUUACCUCACAAUAAUGCUGCUCAACUAAAAAGUCGUCCUCCAAGUAAUUACUUAAAGAUAUAAAGUGUAGGGGUGGGUAAAAUAUCGAUUAAUCACAACAAUAAUUAACUGAUCACAAUAUUCUUCACCCAGUUCAAUAUCGACUCAGGGAGUCCUCUGAAUUGAUUCACAGUCUGACCGCUGGAGGGCGCAUAAAAUCUACCUCUGCACACUUAGCUAUAGCCAGAAAUGAAGGUCAUGUGAUAGUUUUUUUAAAAAUUUUUAAGUGAUCUAUCACAAUUUCCAAGAGGUAAGAAAUAUUAUUGAAGUUUGCAAGCCCUUUCCUUUUUCAUGCACUCUGGUGUGAGUAGCCCAUCCCCCACCAUUUCAGAAUUUGAGCUGUGCAGUGACACGGUUGGCAGGAGAGCGACCGGUCAGCAGUCACAUUAUGUUAAUCGCCGUACCGUGGCCCAAGGUUGAACCCAGGCAGGCUUUCACCUGUCAUGGUGGGGUAAGGUCUCACUUGCUGGGACAGCUACCCUGUUUUUGUGCCAGCUAGCUAUCGAGCUCCCUCAGCAGCUGGCUAGCUCUCGUCAGCUUCAAUUCUGAAGGCCGAGGUGCUUGACUCUGCUAUGCUGUGGUUGUCCUGCUCCACCCUUGAACUCUUUUCCAUCUGCCUUGCAGUGGUUAAUCCUGCUUUACUUUCUCCCGCUCAUCUGUCGUCCAUCUCCAUCUCCAGCGUUGGCUCCUUCAUCCCUGCUGCUCCUCGGGCUCGGCUACCGGACACUUUUUCCAGUGAACGUUUUUCAUUUUGUCUUCAAAUCCGCUACGCUGGAUGGGAUGGACAUUUGCUCAUACACGCUAACCCCCCGUUACUGUUAUUGUUUCUGUUUAUUAUACCGUAUACUGUAAAGCGUCUUUAGGUGUCCAGAAAAACACUAUAGAUAUUGAUUCAUUGUAAUUUGAGUACUGAUAUUAUUAUGUCCCCACCCAUGAGUAAAUUGUUGUGUGUGCUUAUUUUAUGAUUAUAGUCCAAAGUUACUAUUAAAUUUUGAAGGCGAGCCUCCUCUAAUGUAAUUUACAUUACACAAGCUAUCAACAGUAGUGGUAUUUGAUUGACAGUUAACGGCUGAGCGUGGCGUGGUUUCAGCACAUUCAGUGGACACACCCACAGUGUUUCAGAGUGGCGAACCUGGCUUUAUUUGCCAUACUUUUUAAGUCUCCUUUUAUACAGUAUAUUUUACGAUGUAUUUUUUUAAUCAUUCAAAUUUGGCAACGUUGUUAAUAACACUCUUCUCUGUAGCGUGUCAAAUUUACAUGACAUUUAUUGUUUUUUGUUUGUUUCUUGCUUUACAGGGUCUUUAAAACUAAAAUUUGUCCCCUUUCUUGAGCCUUGGGUAGUAGAUACCGAUUUUACUUGGGAAAACUCUCACGGCACACGUGAUACCACCAAACAAAAAUGUCACAGAAAUGAUCGAUUGUGAAAUAAUGUUCCUCUCGUCUCAGUUGGGGCUCAUCUGUAUGGACUGGGUCUUUGGAUCUGGAGGGAAAGAUAUCGAGUCCCGCUGCAGCUAAAAAUGUAAAAAUGGCAACCGCUAUGUAUUUAUGUGAUUUAUAGCAUGAAGUUACAUCAAAGACACCCAGGAGUCGCAAUCAAGUGGAUUCAUAGCACCUGUAAUGUUUUAAUCGUUGUUUUAAAACUGGAAUCACACACAAAAUGGAUUUCAAUGUGCAGUACGGUUUUUAUUUUGAGACGAGAAACUAGUUAACCCAUAUGACGCUUGCUUGGAGCACAAGGAGGCCAUGUAAGCUCAAGCAGAGGUUUUGGGUGUACAGUCGACGACAAAUCUCAAUUUGUAAUCGACAAAAUAAUGAUUUUAUUAUUUGUAUUAAGCAGGGCAAUGAACACAAACGGACACUAAAACUCAAUGAUGGAAACCUGCCAUCUAGAGGAUGCUUUUGGUCAUAGUAACUUUGCUUGGGGAGAAAAAAAAUGCCGCCUUCUUAUUGGUCCAUUGCUUUCAGGUUGAGGUAUGGUGCGUUCAUAGGCAUCGGAGAUAAACUCUUGUAAAAGGCUGUCUUUUACGGUCGAAAAAACGAAGUGACGCCUUAACCAUGUUUAAAAACGCACCACACCUGAGCAUUUAUUAUUGCAACUAGUAAUUUAUCGAUGGGAUCUUGUUGAUUUGCCACUAAUAGCAAUACAACUCUUUUUUUCCGAGCUUUUGGGGAGCACAGGAAGACACCACUGUUACUGAUCGUUGCACGUCCCCUCCAGCCAGCAAGCAUCCCUACGCGAGACAGCUCACAGUUGCAUUGAGCGUGUGCGUGCGUGUGUGUGUGUGUAGUAAGUGGACAUUAUUAUCAUCGGUGAUCAUGACAAUUAGAAACACUCUGCGGGAUCACGGGCAGAGGUAUCGACCACGGAUGGCGUGUCUGAAAAAGGCGGAAAAGGUAUUGCUGGAGAUGCAGGAUCCCAAAUCGGGAUUGAAGUCUCAGCCACAACGACUUGUCAUCACCACAAUACCGCAUGCCAUUACCGGCGAAGACAUUGUUGCUUGGCUGGCAGACAGAUUCCAAAUAGACACAAGAGAGGCCAGGUGUUUGGGCUCCAUGCUGGUGGCGCUGGGCUUCGUGUACCCUCUGCAGGACCACAAACGCUUGCUGCUCAAGCCCGAUGCGUCGCUCUAUCGCUUUCAGACGCCGUACUUCUGGCCCGCCCAGCAGUGGCCCGUGGAGGACACAGAUUACGCAAUCUACCUGGCCAAGAGGAACAUACGCAAAAAGGGAAUCCUGGAGAUGCACGAGCAGGAGCAGUACAACCGCCUUCAUAAGUGGAUGAAUCACAAGUGGGACUUCAUCGUGAUGCAGGCGAAAGAGCAGUACAGGGCCGCUAAGGAGAGGAAGAAACCAGACCGUGUGGUGUUUGACUGUCAGGAGAGGGCUUACUGGGUGGUCCACAGACCCCCGCCAGGCACCGUGAGUGCCAUGGACUACGGACUCGACCGGCGAAUCGAUCCAAACGCAGACGAGGCCUUUCUCACCGCUCUCUUUCUCCUAAAGUGGUCGUCUUCCACACGCGUCUUACCUAUAGUUUGUUAUUAUCUGUGCCGUCACAUUCAGUGUUUUUUCUUCUCGCAGGCAAAAACGCCCGACUACUACGAGAGAAUUAUGAUCUUCACCCAGCAGUCCAUCAUGAGGCCCAGGGUCAAGUCGUCCGUAUCCAUCAGCGCGUUGGUGAAAUAUAGCGCCACUUACAACAACCACGACCCGUUCCUCUCCAAAUGUCUUCCCAGCAACCCCUGGCACACCGACGACAUCACAUAUUGGACCUUGAACAUGCCCAAUGUAGAAACGCCGACCAAGAUGCGUGUGGAGCGCUGGACGUUCAGCUUUGGCGAGCUGCUCUCGGACCCCCGUGGCCGCGACGACUUCAGGCGCUUUCUGAAAAAAGAGUUCAGCGGUGAAAACUUGGCAUUCUGGGAAGGCUGUGAGGAUUUAAAGUGGGGCACGGCAGCGACGAUGCAGGAGAAGGCAGAGCAGAUCUACAAGACGUUCCUGGCCCGCGGUGCCCCGCGGUGGAUCAACAUCGACGGGAAGACGAUGGAGAUCACGGUGAACGGCCUGAAGCAUCCGCACAGAUACGUGAUGGACGCCGCCCAGACCCACAUCUACAUGCUCAUGAAGAAAGACUCGUACGGCCGCUACAUGAAAUCGCAGGUUUUCAAGGACACGUUGAAAAAGGCCAACUGCCCCGAGGAACACAAGUUCACCGACGCCCAGUUGGAGCAGAAUGCCAAGAGCCGGCGGCCCAGCCUCAGUCCCAUCGUGCUCCGGCAGCAGGAGCUGGAGGAGCGCGCCAAGAUGGCCACCAACACGCCCGUCGACAUCACGCAGCUAUGCCGCUUCACCACCCCGGUGCCCCACCUGGCCGUGUACUCCGGCCUCACCGAUUCCCCCUUCCCCAACGCCUCGCCCUCCCUCGCCAUCCUUGCUCCGUGCCCGUCGCCAGUCAGCGUAGCCCCGGACAGCACCUCCGGCUCUGAGCGGCGGGCGGAAACCGGUGUAGAGGCGGAGCGGGGCGGCGAGACGGUCCAAGUCCCCGGCCAGACGUGCAAGUCGCGGGUGGCGCUCUCCCUUCGGCGGUUGCUGAGGCGAGGCUGCGGCGUGGGCGGCGGCCCCUCCGCCGUCUUCGCCAGCCUGUCGCCCAAGUGCCACGCUGCUGCCGGGGCCAGCGGGCGCAUCCAGCCAAUCAGUCCGGACGCCUCCAACCAGGCCCCGCCCAGGAAGCUUGGCAACUUUUUUCAGAUCAAGGUGGACAUCCCUCCGGAAUGUCGGAUCUACCCCAUCGAGUCUGAGGACGAGGAAGAGGACACUCGAGGCGCCUCCCAGGGAUCUUUGGGGGCCAAGGAGAUCAUCUGCCCUUGGGAGAGCCUCACCCCUCACAAUGGGACUGGCUAAAAACAAAAACAAAAGGUACUGAAGGUUUUUUUUCUGAGCUUUCUUCACAACAUUCCACCUUAAAUAUGAUCAAAUGUGCCCUCUAAUGUCUGCUGUUUGAAUGUCUGAAAAAUUGUAGCGUUCCCAUUCCAACCUAAUUCUGAGUAGCCCUAGUGCAGCCUUAUUGAUUAGUAUACGCCUUAUUUAGUUUUUGCCUUACACCGACUAAUAAUGUCAGUAAACAAAAACAAAAAGAAGAAGGGGAAAAUACAAUUAUAAAACGCCAAAGACAACAUUUGGACUGAGCCCUUUGCUUUUAACUUUAGCCUUCAUGUUUUUAAUAUAUUUCCUGUCCAAUGAAAAACAUUUCUAUUUUGUGAGUUUUUACUUUUUGUAACUAAGAUGAUUAAAUAAAAUAAAUACAAAAAUGUAAGUAAUUUUUGUGAGGGGUUUGGAUAAUAACUAAAAAAAUGUGGAGGUACAGUGUUCCACUGCCAUAUUGUGCUUUUUUGUUCAGGCCCCCCUAUAUAUUGCCAAUUUUUAAGCGAUCGUUUUUGUUUUUUUAAAUGGGAUUUUACAGUAUACUUACUUACUGUAAUGCCCUCGCAUGUGGGAAAGGACAGCCACAGUCACUGAUGUGCUUUUCAGUCAGUGAGAGCAGUAAAACAGAAGCACACUCGUGCAGAAGCUGCUGUCGUCCACAGCUCUCCCCAGACGUUCACACGCAGACUUGCGGACGUCGUAGGCCAACAGGCCCCGCUUCUUAAAGGCACGUGCAUGUAUCUAAUUAUAGACAUCACAAUAUGCACAGUAUUUUCCUUACAGUUAGUUUUUUUGUGUUUAGAUACAUUUAGGAUAUGUUUAGAAAGUGUUUCAUUGAAAUUUCAAUGUUCUUAAAGUAUGUGGGAGGGGUAAAACUAUUACAGUUGUUUUUAUAUGGCCUCCCAAUAUUGCAGAUUUUCACCUAUUGUGGGUGGGUCUGGAACAUAUCCACCGCAAUAAAUGGAGGUUCACUGUACAUGUUUUUCAAUGGACGUAGUCUAUACAUGCAGCAUUGAGACGGUUUCUUGUGUAUGUCGUGAAGUAAUUUUAGCAAAACCUAGUUUUGUAUGCGAUGCUGUUUUUGUACCGUAGCAAUGUUUCGGUGCUCAGCGUGAGCGACGCUUAUCAUAACAUGUUUACAGAUUGAAGAAUGUGAAAUGUUAUUUUUAAAUGGCGUGGUGUUGGACGGGUACAUUCUGCAGCUUGUGUCAAGUGCCUCAAUGAUGAGUACAUAAAUAAAUAAAUAACUUGUGUCUUAAGGUGA
Messenger RNA from Phyllopteryx taeniolatus (common seadragon), 6001 nucleotides. RefSeq names its product regulator of G-protein signaling 9-like. NCBI's taxonomy places the organism in Eukaryota, Metazoa, Chordata, Actinopteri, Syngnathiformes, Syngnathidae. Bases 2632 to 4716 code for a protein of 694 amino acids. The transcript is spliced from 19 exons. The record is from RefSeq and is a predicted model, not a curated record. Gene Ontology annotation, biological process: G protein-coupled receptor signaling pathway; regulation of G protein-coupled receptor signaling pathway; intracellular signal transduction.